Ochlerotatus camptorhynchus is the source of this 3716-nucleotide messenger RNA. RefSeq lists its product as uncharacterized. The transcript has 2 exons. Lineage: Eukaryota; Metazoa; Arthropoda; Insecta; Diptera; Culicidae. The coding region runs from base 2048 to 2974 and encodes 308 amino acids. The record is from RefSeq and is a predicted model, not a curated record. Gene Ontology annotation, molecular function: zinc ion binding; nucleic acid binding.
GGACCCAACAAAUAAAUGCUAAAUUAAAAUGAAUUAUUGUUGGCUUAAUAAAAGAAUAUUGUUAUUUUAACAAUAGUUGCAGUUGAAGAGUGGCUUAUUAAAAUAAAAAGAAUCUUAUUUUGAAUAAGUAUUAUCGAAACAAUAAAACGCAAUACAAUUUCAACCGGAAUUGUUUGUUUAAAUACAAAUAAAGUUUUUUUUGGUUCAAUGCAAACAAUUUUCUGUCCGUGUAGGGAACAACGAAUAGAAUAUUAGGAAUUACAUAGAUGAAGUCUAACUCAUUUUUCCUUGUUUCAAGAUCAUCCUCGGCGGACAAAGCCGAGUCUUGUCACUAUAAACAAGGCAUAAAAAGUAACAAGGACUAAGAUGUGUUCCUUUUAUUACUGAAAAAUCGUGUUCCCCUAGUUUGAAGUAGUCAGGACCAGAAAUCGGUGUAAUGUACCACGAAAAGGUGAUCUACCCACGUUACGUGGUACUUGCUGCACUUAAGUUGAAAGUUAAUGCUUUUCCGUUGAUACUGACUCCACACCCGUUCGAACCACACCCAAAUUCAAAAUGCACCAAUACUAGCAAGCAUUGCAAAUUAGCAAAAUGGGAAGUAUUUAAAUUUUGCCAUUAGUCGUAAAUACAAUAUUAUUGUAUAAUUAACUUAAUUCUACUACUGAAAUUUAAAUUUAAUUUCCACACACUCAGAUUUUUUGCCGAGAUGGGCACCACCCAGCAGCUCGGCAAUCUUAAGGUAGUGGAAUUAAAUGGAAAUUACUAAUCCUUCUCUCUCUCUCUUUAACUUUAUAGAAAUUAUGUCUUUCAAUCCAGGAAAUGGUCGACUGAUGUCAUCUCUAAGAUACGCAUAUACUAUCUUACCAUGCACAUUUGCACUAUAUGAAGAUCGUCCUGCUUUUGAAAACCGCUGCAGUCCAUCAUGUGACGAAUGGCUUCUUCAAAAUGUUAUUUAUGUUGAUAAAUGAAUUUUAGGCAACAACUUGAGGAUUUAAUUUUUUUUGUACUUUAUCCGCUUUGAAAAGCAGAUUUUAAUUCAACAAAGCAGAUUCGAAAUCUUCGUACGCAUCAGUAACCUUAUCGGGAAACUAGUUCCUUAUUAUGCCCACAAUUUUGAAUACAUUUCGCCAACUGUGGAACCACGAAUUACUGCUAGAAGGAUGCAGUCGUGAUGUUUUUGUAUCCAUAGAUAUUCCCAAAAAUACGGCCAGUGCUCCUAUUCUUUCCAAGUUUAACGUGUUGGCCGGAUCAUUCAAAGACUGAACAGAUUCCAUAGAAGACGCAGUUUCUGUUCUGAGUAACACCGCAAAGAUUUCUUUACUCCUUUGUGGCCAUCUAUUUCGAAGGGAUUACAACAAUAUGCUUGCACGUUGUAGUACGCUACCUUAUCGGUGAGUAGUCUUGUGGCAGUGUAAAAUUUGUUUUAGUGUUAAAGGUCUUGGAAGUGAUUAAUUGAAAUGUUUGAGUAAUUAAGAACUUCCGUAAAUUUGGCUUUCUGCAGAAUAAACAUGGUGAAUUGAAUAGUCUUGCGUCCGAUUUUUAACAUACUAUUUGAUGAGUUCCUAUAACCAACUGAUUACUGACUGAUACUUCAACAAGCUUAACAGCUCUCUUUAUUCAAAUCAGGUAUAAUAUCUUCAACACAUAUCUAUCUAUACCUAAAAACGGUUUUUAACGGCGUUAUUAGGUAUAGAUAGUGACGAUGAUCACCCGAACGAUCUGUUUCAUAAUGUCGACCAGAUCGUUUUUAGACGUUUCAACUUGGGCGACUCCUUGAUUUUCUUAUAAUAUAGAUGGGUACGUAGAUAUUUAAGCUACUACGCGUACGGACGCACAGUGGUUCCUGGCUGGCCAAAACCUCAAAAAUUAAUGUUGAUAUUUUUUUAUUUCAAUAUUUUUUAUCAGUUGUCCCACAGCUGUCUACAGCAGCAGUCGAUUUUUUAUUUCGUUGUGAACCACAUGAUAGCCUGUUUUCGAGAAUCGCUAUUAUAUAGUUGCUCUUUGUUCGUUGCUAGCAGUUCGGUGCCUUUUGUUGCUACGGUGCAAGAUGUGUGAAGUAAAAAACACCAUCAAGUUUAGCUUCAGCCAUUGUGAUGCCAAACCAAACAUCGGAGAGAUAGUAAAUUUCGCCAAAGCACUCGACGCGAAUCCGGCUGAAAUGGAAGCUGUUUAUCGCAUUGGUGAGGAAAGGGGAGUCUUCAUGAAGUUCAAAUCAGAGGAAGCGAUGCUCCAUUCUCUGACAUUCAAUUCGGAGGAUUUAAUCUUCCAUUAUGCGAAUGGAACGACGGCAAAGGUACGCAUGUCGCAUGCUGGUGAAUUCAUUCAAUAUGUGCGUGUGUAUGACUUGCCACCAGAGGUACCCGACAACGAGCUGGAUAAAGUGCUGGGGAAAUAUGGGAAAAUUAAACGCAUCAUCCGGGAGAAAUUUCCAACUGAUCUGUGUUUUGAGGUAUAUACAGGGAUACGCGGUGUAUAUAUGGAUGUGAAGAAGGAAAUCCCCACGUCAUUACAUUUCUUCAAUGGCAAAGGAAAUAUUUUUUAUGAUGGCAACAAAGAUAAAUGUUUUCUGUGCAAGGCGGACGGACACCGGAAGCUUUCCUGUCCCAAGCGGAAGGCUCGGAAGGAACCGGAGAAGCAACUGAAGGAAAAAGGAAAGCAAAGUGAAAGAAAACAAAACAGCAGCAGCACGUAUGCUGGUGUAGUGGUGGAAGGUGCGUCGUUGGUCAUUAGCGAUCAGGAAACGGACAUGGGGUUGGAGAUGUUGAAUGAAGAUAACGAAAUGGACGUGACUACCCCGACGACCGACGAGAGUAGCGGAGAGCAUGCAAUGGGAAACGAUGUUCAGAAACAGCAGCAGCGAUCACGAUUCGGGUUCAAUGAAAAUGAGGAACAAAUUCGGGAAAGAAAGAAGUUGCGUGCACGGGAGAAGAUCGCUUUGUCGUCGCUUCGAUCGCCACCCAGAAAAAUCAUAUGAUAAAAUAUAUUUGUACAUAUUUUUUUUUUGUAUUUUGAGUACCAUAAUUGGUAUUCUAUGUUACUCGGCUCCGCUAAGUUAUUUUUAUAACAUUUGAGCCUGCCAAAUAAACGAAGUGAAAAAAAAAAUAUAUUUUUUAUCAUUUUUACAUGGUAAGAGUAUCUUAAAUUGAAUGAUUUGUGCAAUUCUGUUGAUUCAAUAUUUCUUUUAUGGCUGUUAUAGUGUAACGAUAUCAAAUUUUUUUGAAAAAAUCGUAAUGUUUCUUGUUACUGUUUUGCUCAAAUAUAGCAAAAAAUAUUGUGUUUAUAAACUUGGUUGCUUCAGAAGAAAUGUUUUUCGGCUUAUUUCACGUCAAAUGGAUGGUAAAAAAGAGUGUCUUACAAAAAUAUACUUUUUUCGCAUUUAGACUAAGCAAAACAUAUGACGGACACAUCCGCCCACUAUCAUUUAGAAACCAAAAGAUAGCUAGAAAAGUUAGCUUUCAGAUAGGUUUUAAUGUGUUUUGCGAUUUUUUGCGAAAUAUGUUGAAAUUAGGAAUAACAUGUGUUCUUUGAAAAUAUCUGUUUCUAAGUUAUAUAAUCUGCGGUGUAUACCGUAGCAAGCUUCACAAUGCCUUUUUCAAAGCACAGCAAUACGCACACACAUACACACACGCACCAUAAAUCUAUCUCUUAUGGUUCAUGAGUUAUGAUUUUUUUAAACAAGCAGGUUAGGGUGGCCCCUAGACAAUCGGCAUUCUUUA